Naegleria lovaniensis is the source of this 1890-nucleotide messenger RNA. RefSeq lists its product as uncharacterized. Bases 1 to 1890 code for a protein of 629 amino acids. The transcript has a single exon. The record is from RefSeq and is a predicted model, not a curated record. Lineage: Eukaryota; Heterolobosea; Eutetramitea; Acrasida; Naegleriidae.
AUGACGGCCUCGACCACGAAUAAGACAAGCAGCCUUUCAUCCAACCAUAACGACCGUAAUACUCUCAUGGAAACGAUGAAACAACAAACACAAGUAAAUGGUGUGGUAUCAUCACAGAGUACAGUCAUUGUUGAUGAAGGAGAAACAUUGUUUGGAAAUGAUCAUUUGCAACAACAAGAACAACAACAACAACCAGUGAAUGAAUUCACCUUUGUUGAAACAGCACAAACAUUCCCUACGAACAUUAAUUCCAUUCAAUUUCUUCAGAGUAAUGCCUUGACGAAUCAAUCUCUUCAGUUGUAUUGGAUGAUGCCCAUGAUGGUGAUUCAAAACUCAUCAUCAGCAUCCUCUCUUGAAUCGAUGACCGGAGCGGUCGUCCAAGAUUCGCCUUCUCUCAAACGGAAACUUUCGGAGUUGGAAACCUCCCGUUCCGCUCCGGCCUCAUUUUUGCCAACAACCUCCGAGGCUCACCUUACAUCCCAACCACCUCGCUCCAAGAUGAGACGAUUGAGAAAGCCACAAAAGACAAUCACCUUACCACCUAUUUCCACUUCCCAACCAUCCUCCGCCUCCUCCAUUUCCAAACCAACGAUGAGUUGUAAUGGUUUGCCACCACUUGUUGUUUCUGUGGCCGAGAGUACUUCACAACGAUUGGCCACACCUCCUCCACUAUUCUCCUCUUGUUCGACUCCAGAAAAGUUUUCCACUCUUCUUGAUCAAUGUUUUUCAGAAAGCGACGCAUCACAGAUUAGAGGUCAAGAAAAUGAUGACAUCUUUUUAAAAGAAGAAGAAUUGUCAGCAUCCUUUGCAGGUUGUGAAAGCACGGAUUGUUGUCAUUCAUCGAACACAAUGACGAGCAGUAGUAGUAGUAGUUGUUCUUCCUUCUCUCCUUCUUCGUCGACGAGUGAAGAGACCACGACAGACUUGUUUGAAAUGUCAACCACUGUAUUAGGUGAGGAAGAAUACAGUAUGAAAGACAGUGCUUGCUGUGACACUGCCAUGACUGCUGAUCUUUCCUUAAUGAUGGAAGGUUUCACACCCACAAGUUCAGCAUUGCUUGAGGAUAACUUUUUCUCUUCAUUGGGCUGUGAAACUAGCGCUGCAAGUACUAUUGCAACAACAAUCCAAUCACAAACCACACAGACAUCAACAACAUUCUUCACUCCAGCAGGUGUGAACGGAGUUGGAACGAUUGCUCUCUUUCCCAUUCAAACGGAAGUGACAUCACGUCAUGUCGGUAAUGGCACUGAAACGACUGUUCAUCAGCAAGCAAAGAAUGUGAUCAUUCCACCUCCAUUGUUUUUGGGAAACAACUCCAAUGCUGCAAACACAAGAAACUCCUCUGCAAACACAGAACCAGCAGUUGUGAAAAAGUCAUUGCGAAGAAUCUCCAGAAACAAACAAAAACUGAAUGUUCCUACUGAAGAAUCGACUAAGAGUGCCACCCACCAAGAAGCUCCUUCCACAACCACUCCAUCCAAUGCACACGAAUGUAAACAAGAAAACACAACGACGAAGGAUCAAAAAGCUCCAUCCCCACUCCCUAUAAAUACCAAUGGUGAUGUCAAAUCAACAACCUCGAAACGAUACAAAUCACCUGCCUCCAACUCCCAGAAAUCCAAAUCUCGAGCUGAUUCCACAACAAGUUCUUCCUCAACAGUUUUUACAUUCUGUGAUGGAGGUUAUUCAAUUCCUUCCGGCAAAAAGGCAAGCCAAAACAGUUCGACUUGCAACAAUUUUGCGUCAGAGAAAAACAACUCCAACUCGUCAGCUGGUUGGAAAUUUCAUCAAUUCGAUCGACAAAAACAGCCUGUGAGAGAUUCAAGUGGUUUUACCUAUCACUUUUAUCAACCUCAUUCCAAAGAGAAAAUAGACCACCACGAACAUUAA